AUGCGUGGGGAUCUUUGUUCUCAUGCCGAGGGAACGCUGAUUCCCGAGCUGCAACGCCAGGGUCUCCGCAUACCUCUGCAGCCUGUUCCUGUUAUCGACGACAACGGAUACAUAUGCGUCGACCCUCCUGUGGACAUCCGAAGAGAGCUGCUAGACCACAAGGAGAAGUUCGCUGUGAUUGAGCACGACAUACAGGUUCUGACGGCCAAGAUCGAGUAUCUGGCCAUCUGCAAAGGCGUGACGUCGGACGAGCUGGACGCAGGGGCGCGCCAACACCUGGGUGCCGUGGUCGACACGCUAGUGCCGACGGCGACUCCACGCAAGCACGCCAAAGCAGAACCUACCGCGGACGGAAGUGGCCAGAAGGAGGUCGCGCAGACUCCUCCGACGCGUGCACUGGCGGCAGUGCCAUCAAUCUCUCCCUGUCCUGCACCUCACACAUCUGCCGUGAAAGAUAGCCAAGUUACUGCCGGCGACGCGACACCUGCUGUGGUCAGGCAACAACAGCGCGACCAUCUUGCAGUGGCUUUGCGCAGCCGCGCUAAGACUCCCGUGCCCGCAGCUCCAGGUAACCUCGGAAGGGUCGCAAGCAGCGGCCGAACGGGAGUUAUGUGGAACGCAGCGAAGCAGAGGUACUACGUCCGGAUCAUAUCUGCUCGCCGUCAGCAGGUUCGUCUGGGGUCGUACGAGGACAAGGACGAGGCGUCAUACGCGUAUGCUGCGGGAGCCGUUGUACUUCGCCCGAACUCACGCAUCAGCUGCACGGUGGAGCUGUCCGACGGUGACAGGCAGGCUUUAGCCGGCUGCACCGAGGAGAUCCUAAGGCUACUCGUGAAGUACAGGCGCUGGAACAGAUGGAGGGAGUGGAGAGCCGCAAUGGCUGGCCUGGACGAUGCGCAGCCGGUCGAGACCCGUUCGCGGCGAAAGGGCAGAGUCUCCCGAGCCAUUAGUGACGUUGAGGAGGUGGAGGCGACCACGCAGACUACAGAGGACCAGCCUAUGGCUGAAGAGCCAGAGGACCCACCAGAGGACUACACGGAUGACGAUGAGUCCGUUGACGAUGAUGCUGUAAUUGUGCGCGUGGCCAAGAGCGUGAGGCAACUAGUGCGAUAUGCCGUAUGCGCACGCAAACUUAACACCCUUCUACCUACCACGCACCUGGUCACAGAGACUCGAGAAGUGCCGCUGCAGAUAUGCAGUGCCAAGGCUGUCGGGGCCGUCGACGCGGAGGCAGCCUGCACGCCCAUUGUCGCCAGCGCACCACAAGGGGAGGAGGACACAGAGGCCGUGAAGGAACGCCUGAUAGACGAGUUAAUGGAAGGCGAAGAUGAGGACGACGAGGAGGGAAACGCUGGUGGUCAGUCGUCAAGCAACGAUCCGUGUGGCGAGAACGGAUCAGAGGAGGAGCAGGCCACAAAAGCGCCACAUUCGAGGAAGCGGAUAGAAGCAGCAGAUGGCCAAGUCACACGCGAGGAAUUUGAUGCGUUGCGUGAUUCCCAGAAUGAUACCGCGAAGACACUGGCUCGUCUGGAGUCACACGUACUGACCAUCAUCCGCCUUGACAAAGGGCAUAAGCGCAAGCGGGCGUCCACAAGUGCCGCAGCCUCGCUCGGCCGGGAAGCUUCGAAGCGGAAAUGCCAGUCAGAUGAUGACGAAGAAUCCACGUGCGAUGAGGACGAGUUGCCGGCGAAAGUGGCACGGCACGCGCGUCACGACAAGUCGCCAGUGCUCCAAACCGCCCUUGACAUCCUUCCAGCGGAGAAGGCUUGGAAGCGGGAGCGCCGUAACGAUUUGCGCGCUCAACGCAGCGCUGCAGGAGCGCAUGGUGGAGCCCACGGAGCAGCUGUUGCGCAGCAACGAGGCGCUGCGGCGAGAAUAGAGUGGAACCUGCGGCACCUGCAGCGAUGCAUCGAGCUGCUGCUGUCGGAGGAGCAGCACGGCUUCGUGGAGAUCAUGAACGACAUUCUGGAUCUGAGCAAUAUCGAGGCAAACGAGUUUGAGAUGGGCACCGCGACUUCGUUGUCACCGAGUGCGUCUAGGACAGCGUUAACCUGCGUGAGGUGUGUAGGCAUGGUGCAUGUAGGUGGCAUGGCGAGGCACAUGGGGCACGGCGAGGCGAGACCUGUAGAAGCAUGCCUUGGCAAUGCAAAGUCCAUGCCUGCAGCUGGCAGUGGAAUUCAGUGUGUUUUCACUCCCGCCCAAUUUCUGUUCUCCUUCUUCCUCCCGCUCGCUCCCCUCUCAUCCCCCACUCUCUUGCCCCUGUCCCACCGCAGCGUGUGUGAUGGCAUGGGAGCAGCGAGGACAACGAUGAAUAAGAGGGUAGCGAGCACGAUGCUAGCGCGCAUUGUGUAUGAGUGCACCGUCGCUGCCAACAGCCUGGAUGCCAUCCGCUGCCGGCAGACACACCCCUUCGACCUUCCGCUCAUGGAUGUGCAGGUGAGCGGUGCACUGCGGAAAAAGUGUACAACUCGUUUAAAGGCUCUCUUGCUGUCCGCUCUACACUCACUCGUCUCAAACACCUGUGAAACCCCCACCUCAACUUACCGCAUCAACACUCUCCCUCACCUCCAGCACCUGGGGAAAGCAGGAGUAGUGGGGGGGGCAGCGAUGGGGGGAUGGGUGAGCAGUCGGGGAGGCAUUGAUGGGGGGGAUGAGGGAGCAGUAGGUGCUGGACUGCAGCAACAGCACGAGCAGCAACUGCAUCGACGGUGGGUGGCUGACGGCAGCAGCGCUGGACUACAUGGUGGACGCCACACGCCAGUGGGGGCUGUUCCCAAUGGGGCUGUGAUUGACUGCAACAACAGCAGCAGCAACUGCGUUGACGGCGGGUGGCCGACGGCAGCGCUGGACUACAUUGUGGACGCCACACGCCAGUGGGGGGGCCUCGCCGCCGAGACACCCUUCUUCCCGUACCUGCAGAGGCAGAGCAGAUGCGUCCGGCGCAAGGCGACGACCAUAGGCAUCACGGGGUACGACCAGGUGGACUUCUACGGCUGGUUUGGCCUUCUCCUUGCUGUCAAUAUGCAACCCACCAUUGCAUUCGUGCGAGGCUCCUACCCCUCCUUCCAGACGUACACGCAGGGCAUAUACAGCGACGCAGGGUGUGCAGCGGCAGGAGUGGUGGAUCACAGCGUGCUGGUGAUGGGCUACAGCAUCACGGCUGAGGGCGCCUUCUGGAUCCUCCGCAACUCCUGGGGAGCCUCGUGGGGCAUGCAGGUGGGAUGUGUUGUGUCGCAUGUUCUGCAGGUGGGCUGUGUCGCAUGUUCUGCAGGUGGGCUGUGUCGCAUGUUCUGCAGGUGGGCUGUGUCGCAUGUUCUGCAGGUGGGCUGUGUCGCAUGUUCUGCAGGUGGGCUGUGUCGCAUGUUCUGCAGGCGGGCUGUGUCGCAUGUUCUGCAGAAAAAGGCUCACACUGAUUUCCCCCUACUUUUCCCCCGUUUUUUCCCACCUUUUCCCCGCUUUUCACCCACUUCUCCCCACUUGCCAUCAUCUUCCCGCCCUUCCCUUCCCAUUACAACACAUGACCUUACAUUGGAUCUCUCCUCCCUCCCUCUCCCUCCCAAUCCCUCCAACUUCCCUUGCGCCUCCUCCCCUCUCCCCCGACCUCUUCCCCUCUCCUUGCCCCCGCCCCUCGUCCCCUCCCCACCGCCCACUCGCCCCCUCCCACUUUCCCUUUUCCCACUCGCCCUCUCCCACGUCCCCUCUCCCCACUCGCCCCCUCCCACGUCCCCUCUCCCCACUCGCCCCUUCCCGCUCGCCCCCUGCCAGCUGACGUGUGCAGCCUGCAGGAUGACAAUCCCUGUGCGGUCGGCACGUGCAUCAACGACAAUGCGGGCGGCUUCUUUUGUCUCUGUCCGCCGGGAUUUGACCAGGGGUACCGGCCCAAUGGCGCUCACACAUGCGUCCCAAGUAACCUCCAACCCCUCAUACACCGUCGUCUUCCCAAUAGACAUCGACUGCCCGCUAGUCUACCAGCUCUACGGCCUCACGGAGGAGGCGUUUCUCGCUCAGAACCCGGACCUGAGCAUGGAUCACUGCGUGACCAUCCCCAAAAACACGGAAGUGAGCGUGCUGCCACCCCUCAUGGGGUCUGUGCAGUGCGGGCUGUUCUACUCGUGGACGGCGAAUGACACAUGCAAGGGCGUCGCGAGCUUGUUCUCGCUCACAGUGGCCGGCUUGCUUCGUCUCAACCCCGGGAUCAACUGCACGAGUAAAACCGCCUGGAACGCUCCGACUGUGAACCAGCAGCUGUGCGUGGCAUUAGGCAACGGGGCGGACCUACCCAUGUGCACGGCAUGGUACACAGUAAAGGCAGGGGACACGUGUGCGGGCAUCAUGGCGGAUCAUUCUCUCAACGACACCACAUUCUUUGCACUCAACCCGGGGCUGGGCUGUGACAGCCUCUUCCCCUCCGUUGGGGGAAGCCUCUUCCCUUCCUUCAGUGGCAGCGGCCGCGGCUGGAGUGGGGAUGGCGUGCAGGUGAGCGGUGGAGUGCGGUGA
Messenger RNA from Closterium sp. Naga37s-1, 4497 nucleotides. NCBI's taxonomy places the organism in Eukaryota, Viridiplantae, Streptophyta, Zygnematophyceae, Desmidiales, Closteriaceae. The record is from the annotation of a GenBank genome assembly.